CCGGAACAGAGGCCGUCGAAGAUCGUUCCUCCAUGUCACGCUUGAAUGGAUCAAUCCGCUUCUGGAUCAUUUACAUGUGCAUCACCCUCACUUGCAACUCAAAGCAUUAGUGAUGGGAGAUGCCAACUUUGUCCAACGAAACGUGUGAGUCUCCGAGGAUGGGAAAGGGGUGUGGGAAGCGAACUGGGACUAUUAGGUCUUCAGUCGUACAAGUCGGCCUUCGCCCAAAGGAUGCCGGACAUUGGAUCCAAGAAUGUCACAUAGCGAAAAGAAUUAGGCCAUGGCCCCGGCGGCCCAUGCUGAAACCGUCGCGAUUUUGGCAUUUUAAAAAGCAGUUCGAGCACUGGUACCGCUAGAGUGGUACCACUACUACAGCAGCUCACUCAACUCAACACAACCAUCCAAGCAACAUCUCGACAGUAAUAGUCGCCCUUUUCGUGUCAGAAUCCCCAUAAUUUUGCUUGGAGAUAUAUUGAAACCACCUGAUCGUUGUAUAGCCGCUAUCGUAACCUUACUACCUUUCUAUGCGAAGAUAUCCUACCGUUUGAAGAAGCCACCGAAAGAAGAAUUGAAGAAAGAAGCACCAUGGUCGCCAAGAAGGUCUUGUUCGGGUUGAUGGCGCUGCUGCUGCCUGGCACCAUCGUUGGCCAACAACCCAGCAUUGUGGGUAUCAUUAGCAGGGAUCUCCGCUUUUCUACCCUCGUCUCUCUCUUGACGGCUGCUGGAUUGAUGCCUGAGCUCAGUGGACCAGGUCCCCUGACUCUGUUUGCUCCCGUCAAUGUGGCCUUUGCCAAUUCGCGUGUCAAUGUCACCCGCUUGCUGCAACCCAUUUGGACGGCCCAUUUGAUUGAUCUGCUCAAGUACCAAGCAACCGAGCAAGAGAUUUGGGCGUCGGAUCUCGAAGUCGGUGAUGAGGUUGUUUCCACCCAAGACGAAAUCAUCCGCGUUACAUCCUCCAAUCCCCGUCCUCUUAUUUUGAACGACAAUGCCACCGUCUUUGAACAAGACAAGUUGGCAUCCAACGGAGUCGUCCAGGCCAUUGAUCACGUCUUGCUACCCAUCAGUGCCUCGCAAUCCAUCUACGAUUUUGUCAAGGACAAUCCGGAUUAUCAAGUGUUUACCAAUUUGAUUGAACGGGCCGGACUCAUCGAGGAAAUGUCGGGACCUGGCCCUCUCACAGUGUUUGCGCCUCCCGACAGGGCCUUUGGGGCAACCAUGGACAGUCAGUGGAACACCUUUGUUCAGGACCAGCAACGAGUCCGGAACUAUCUCCUGUACCAUUUCCUCAAUGGAAAUGUCUUUUCCGCUCAGUUGGAACGCGUCGACACGGUUCAGACGGUGCAAGGAAGUGAUAUUGAUGUCACCACCGUACAAGCCAUGGUCCGACAAGGAAACCGACCUGUUCAGAGGCCUCCAAAUGCCAUCUUCCUCAAUACCGACUCGGAGAUUGUGGACCGUGACGUUUUGGUCAGCAACGGAGUCCUCCAUGUCAUUGACCGUCCUUUGACUCCACCACCUGAAGUAGAACCCACCAUUCUCGAGUUGAUGGAAGAGCAGGGCUUGACCGUUUUUGUCAGCGCGGCUCGUCGUACCGGUCUAUUGGAUAUCCUCAAUAACCCGUCCGUGACUCUGACAGCCUUUGCGUCUGUCAAUACUGGAUUCUAUCCUCAUUUUUCUCUCUACAUGAACAACUACGACUACCAUCUUCACUUGAAGGCUGCCAUGGAGUACCAAAUCAUGGCUGGACUGUUUCUGAAACCAAGCAUGACCACAGGAUUGAGAAUGCCCGCCCUGUUGGAACAAGAGUUUACCGAAGUCACGCAGGGAACCCCCGAUACCAUCAUUGUCAACGAUGAAGCCUCGGUUACCACAGGCGACUUGCUUGCUAUCAAUGGUGCGCUUCAGGUAACCAAUCAGGUCAUUAUCCCUCCCUUUCACGAAACGGAUAUCAUUGAUGUCAUUGCUCGUCAACCCAGAGACUUUUCCACUUUGGUGUACCUAUUGGUCUUGACUGGGUUGAUCCCAGACCUCUCCACAGAUGGACCGUUUACGCUUUUCGCCCCCAAUAACCAGGCUUUCGAUGAUCUCUUGUUGAGCAGUGGACUUCUUUCUGGAAGCGAUUGGACAUCCAACCUUGAAACCAUGACAGAGAUUCUCAAAUACCACGUGGUUCCCGGCGUCGUCUACGCCCAAGACUUGACACACAACUCCACGUUUACCACAUUGCAGGGAAGUGACAUUCGCAUCACCAUUGGAGACUACUACUUGGAUCGCCGUCUGAAUGCCAAGAAUGAUUUGGAACGUCGCCUGACAUCUCCCAAUGAACUGACGGCACCUGUCCACGGGCGCCAUUUGACUAUUACUCACGAGGCUCCUGCAAGUGUCAUCAACGUGGAUGCCCGGGCUACUGUCAUUGAGGCCGAUAUGUUGGCAUCUAAUGGAGUUGUCCACAGUAUUGACGCAGUAUUGAUUCCGAGCUCGCAAGGAUGGCUUGAGAAUCUCCGCCCGGAUGCCCCUCCAAGUACCGAUCAGGUCUGCCUUCAAUGGGGAGACUUUGAUAGCCUCUGCUGCCCCAUUGAGCCUGAUGCCCAAGUUACUAUUGACUCCCUUGGUGGAAACCCAGCUGGAAAACCCAUUGCGAAACGGGGAAAGCAGGCAGGUCGCCAGGACAACUGGUACUGCGACGUCAUGAAUUUGGGUGAUGGACUGCCAGGAGUCUAAAAAGGAAGCACAGCGCAAGCAGUCAUGAGGGUGUGCGUGAUGGCUGAUACACGGGAGACGGUACUUCCCAUGCUUGUUUUGUUUGUUUGAAUAUGCAGUACGCGUUGGACGGGUGAAGCGAAAAGAACGCAGGAAGAAUCUCAUUGGAUGUGACGGAUAAGGCAACUACAUAAAUUACAUAAUUUAUUCUAGCAUAACAUAAAAUCACUGGAAAUC
Seminavis robusta is the source of this 2937-nucleotide messenger RNA. The record is from the annotation of a GenBank genome assembly. NCBI's taxonomy places the organism in Eukaryota, Bacillariophyta, Bacillariophyceae, Naviculales, Naviculaceae.